Molecule: messenger RNA, 2500 nt
Organism: Mus pahari (shrew mouse)
Lineage: Eukaryota; Metazoa; Chordata; Mammalia; Rodentia; Muridae
Gene: Id4
Product: inhibitor of DNA binding 4, HLH protein
Exons: 3
Coding region: 411-896 (161 amino acids)
Biological process (GO): circadian regulation of gene expression; negative regulation of transcription by RNA polymerase II; cell differentiation
Cellular component (GO): cytoplasm; nucleus
Molecular function (GO): transcription regulator activity; protein dimerization activity
Source: RefSeq, a predicted model, not a curated record
CGACGCUGUUGAGCUGGGAGGCGCGGUUGGAAGUCGUUACUUUGAGGGGGGGGACAGUCACCGGCUAGGGGAGCUCAGAGGCAGCGAUCUACCUUAGUCGGAGCUCGAAAGGGAACGGCUCAGGGACCAGGGUGGGCUACUUUUUUUUCUUCCGGGGCUUUUGAUUUUCCUUGUCUUUUGCUUCGGGCCGAUUGUCGCUCACAAAAAAAAAAAAAAAAAAAAAAAAAAAACCUAAGACCCCCUUGCCAAAACCCCGAGCAGCUCUCCGGUUGAUUUCUGGAACUCGGAGCCGCCGGGUGCUGCGAGCGCCGGACGCGCAGGAGAGGGGAGUAUAGCAUAUCGCGGGCGGGGACCAGGAGCUCGCUCUACCGCUUGUCGCCCAGCGGGUCCUCUCGCGCAGGAAGCGCGCGAUGAAGGCGGUGAGCCCGGUGCGCCCCUCGGGCCGCAAGGCGCCGUCGGGCUGCGGCGGCGGGGAGCUGGCGCUACGUUGCCUGGCGGAGCACGGCCACAGCCUUGGUGGCUCGGCAGCCGCCGCCGCCGCCGCGGCAGCAGCGCGCUGCAAGGCGGCCGAGGCGGCGGCCGACGAGCCCGCGCUGUGCCUGCAGUGCGAUAUGAACGACUGCUACAGUCGCCUGCGGAGGCUCGUGCCCACCAUCCCGCCCAACAAGAAAGUCAGCAAAGUGGAGAUCCUGCAGCACGUUAUCGACUACAUCCUGGACUUGCAGCUGGCGCUGGAGACUCACCCUGCUCUGCUGAGACAGCCGCCACCGCCCGCGCCACCGCUCCACCCGGCCGGGGCUUGUCCGGUCGCGCCGCCACGGACCCCACUCACCGCGCUCAACACUGACCCGGCCGGCGCAGUGAACAAGCAGGGCGACAGCAUUCUCUGCCGCUGAGCUGCGAUGGAUGGCCAGGUGUGCGGCCGCCUGAGCACAAGCGAGCCAGGAGCCCUAGAAAGGGAGGGCCAAAGCCGAAAUGAAGAGAAACAAGCCACCAGAGGAAAGGGGGAAAAUCUUCAACAAAUCUAGAAAUGUCGUCUCGUCUUGUCAUUCCAAGAGAGAGAGAGAGAGAAGAAGGGGGAAAAAUAAUAAAACUUUUACUUUUACUUUUUUUGCACGUUCAGGAGCAUUCACCGUACGUAUUCUCUUUCGUUUCUUUUAUGACCGCUGUGAAUUGUACGUUUCUGUGGUUAUUUUUAUCACCCUUUUGAAGGUGCAGUUAAACUUCGAAGCUUAAGUGUUGUCGACCAGACUGCUAAGUAGAAGACCAAUAGUGAAUCCAACUUUAGAGGUUACAUUGUGACAAGGGAAAUGUUUUUGUUUUUGAAGCUUUACUAAUAUACCAGAGCAUUGUAGAUACGUUGUUUUACAUCUAUUGUUUAAAAUAGAUGAUUAUAACAGGGCGGGGAACUUUUUCUCUGCAAGAAUGUUACAUAUUGUAUAGAUAAGUGAGUGACAUUUCAUACCCUGUAUAUAUAGAGAUGUUCUAUAAGUGUGAGAAAGUAUAUACGCUUUAAUAGACUACUGUAAUUAUAAGAUAUUUUUAAUUAAAUAUUUUUUGUAAAUAUUAUGUGUCUGUUUUUUUAAAAUCGAUGGGAAUAUUUCUUUUGGAAAAUUAUUUUUCAGCUCCCUUGCAGAGCUUUUAAUAUCUGGACAUUUUCUGUUUGGCCAGGCUGUUGGUUGAUUUGGUUUCUUUUGUUUUUGUUUUUGUUUUGCCCAGUAUCCAGUAUCUGAGACUUGCCCAGUAUCCAGUAUCUGAGGCUCUCUGGUACUGGUCUUGGUCUUGCAUGGUUGCAUGAGAUGUUCAAUCACAAAAUAAACCUAAACCGGUUAUGAGUCCUUUCAAAUGUGCUUUCUUUAACCUAGAUGGAAACCUUUGUAUUUCAAGUGUACAUGGUGAAAACCGACCUUCUUGGGUUUUAAGUACAGGGUUUUAUAGUGUAAUAUAUAAAGAAUUAAGUGUGUGGGAUUUUUUUUUAUUAUUAUUCUUUUUGAUCUGAGGUCAAAAAUAGAUUCUGAGUGAAUUUGCAUAUAGGAUGGAGAAAUGUUUGGACCUUUAAGAUGUCUACAGAACUGCUGUCUUUUCAGUGAAAAUGCUCGUCCUUCAUUUUACACUAAAGCAUAAUGUCAUGAAGUUUCAUAUCUGUACAGAUUAUUUAAAUCAUAGAAAUGAAAAAUGUUCUCUGCUUGCUACCAAAGGACAAACUCUUGGAAACGGACAUUUUCUGCCCUCCUCCCUCCAAAGAAUAUUAAUAGGCAUCAGUAGGAGAAAAAGAAAAAAGAAAAAAAAUACUGGAAAAUCCUUCAAGCAGGGAUAAAAGUCGAUCUUCAAAUAUUAACUUAAGUAGACCAAAAAAUCUGAUGACCACAUCUAGAUUAUUUUUCUAUAAAAAAAAUGAUUUUCACUAUAGUGAUGUUAGUCACCACUAAGCUACUGUCCAAUUCCAUGUGAUGUGUAACUUUUACAUGUGAAAAUUAAAAGUAGAUUUAUCUGUCUUGUA